Molecule: messenger RNA, 1829 nt
Organism: Microdochium trichocladiopsis
Lineage: Eukaryota; Fungi; Ascomycota; Sordariomycetes; Xylariales; Microdochiaceae
Exons: 1
Coding region: 233-1612 (459 amino acids)
Molecular function (GO): FAD binding
Source: RefSeq, a predicted model, not a curated record
ACGCAGGCUCUCGACGGGCGUGGCAUUUAUGAAGCCACGAUGCCUUCGGUUCCAUAAGCAGUCUGCUCUGCACAUUCAACACUCCAUAUCGUAUCAUCUCUAAUUACCAAAUGAGAUCAUCUUCAAUUAGGCCAGAGUCGCGCUCCAUUUGUCCGCUCCCUCAACUACAAUAGUUACUCUACUCUCAUAAGUUGAAACAUCUGAACAGAAACACACCUCCCUACCGUCCAGCAUGGCGCCAUUCAGAAUCCUCAUCAGCGGCGCAGGGAUCGCCGGCCCCGCCGUCGCCCUGCUCCUCGCCCGCCACCGCGACUGCGCCAUCACCAUCAUCGAGCGGGCCGCCAGCCUCCGCAGCACGGGCCAGCAGAUCGACCUGCGCAACCAGGGCGUGCCCAUCAUGCAGAAGCUGGGCCUCGAGGAGGCCGUGCGUGCCCGCAUCGUCAAGGAGGAAGGCACCAGGAUCAUCAACCGCGCCGGCGCCGAGCUCGCUUUUAUCCCCGCCCUGCAGACCGGCUCGGGCAAGCAGAGCCUGUCGUCCGAGUUUGAGAUUAUGCGCGGCGACUUGGUCGACGUGCUGUACCAGGCGACCAAGGACCUGGACAAUGUCAAGUACGUGUUUGGCAGGACGAUCGAGAGCCUCAUCGAGGGCGGCGACGGUCCCAUUGGCGUCGGAUUGUCCGACGGCACCACGCACGAGUAUGAUCUCGUGAUUGGCGCGGACGGCGUGGGCUCGCGGACGCGCAAGCUCAUGCUCGCUGGCGGGGAGGAACAGGACAAGCAGGUCCGCCAGGCGACCGGGGUUCAGCUCGCGUUCUUUACGAUCCCCGUGGAGAAGGACGACUCGCGUGCCUUCACAAUCUGCAGGUCGACCAAGGGCCGACACUUGAUGACGCGCCGGGACAGAGACGACGUGCUGCGCGUGUUAUUCAUGGCACACGUCGGGCAGGCCGCCAGCGGAGGAAAGGGAGAUAGCGAGGACGACAGGCUCCGCGCGCAGCUGCACGCCGCCAACCGCAGCGGAGACCUCGAGCAGAAGAAGAAGGCCUGGGCGGCUUACUAUGCUGACGCUGGCUGGCAGGCCGAGCGGUUUACACACGCCUUGCUGCACAGCAAGGAGGCAGACGACCUGUACGCUCAAGAGCUGCAGAGAGUGGUGCUUCCCCCUGGAGCCUGGUCGGGCCGCAACGGGCGGGUGACUGUUGUCGGGGAUGCGGCGUGCUGUGUGGCACUGAACAGAGGACUGGGCACGACGGUGUCCUUUGUCACGGCCUAUACCCUUGCCGGUGAGCUUGCGAGGCACUGCAUCCCUCUUAAGGGCAGCGGUGCAGGCGCAAAGCAGCAGCCGACGCGGGAGAAUCUGGAGCAUGCCCUGGCCGAGUACGAGAGGAAGACCCGCGUCCUGACGGACCCGGUACAGAAGGGCAUGCCGGGCUGGGUACGAUCAAUCUUCAUGCCGGAAACGGAAACUGGGCUCAGAUUCACGGAGAUCUUGAUCCGGUGGUUAGUUCCCGUGGGCAGGUGGUUAUUCAGUUGGAUGCCAGAGGACAAGCCAGAGGACAUAGCGAAGCAAUAUGCCUGGCACGACUAUCCCGAGUUGGAGGGGAAGGAUUAAUUGUUGGCAAUCUUCAAAUUGUUUCGUCAAGUCGUGGUUUCUUUCAUCAAGACACAAUCCCCUUCCGCACUCAUUGUUUAUAGAACCCCUACUCAUUAUGCAAGCAAAUAUGAAAUUUGAAUGCUCUACGAGUCACACGUAAUCUGACACGAUUUGAUCGAUCGUGCGACGACCAGGCAUAACCUGCAGCACAGGUUCCAUAUCUAAUAGUCAAGAC